AUGGAGCUGGUAGCAAUCCUGCUCCUCUCCCUUAUGGGCUUGGUUGCGUCCUGCCCGCCGCCAUUCAACGACUUCAAAUACCUCAACACCACGCUACUCGGUGAGCUCCGCGAGCAGUACUUGUAUAACAAGACGAUCGCCAGGCGCUGGGUUAACGCUGUCACGCACCCGUAUACACCCCUCAAGCCGUGGCCAGCCGAUGAUGACGGGAUUACGCGGAUCAAGUACUGCUACCGGAGCAAAGAGGAGAAAGAGCAUCUAAAGCCAUGGUUUGACAAGGGUUGGGAGAUCUGGCACAAGAAGAUUGGCGACGCAAAUGCCGAGAAUGGACAUUCGCUUGCAACUCCGGUGGAGUACACGAAGGAUGGCACUCCGCUGUACUGCAACGAGCCAUUGCAUACCUGGAACCCACAGGUGCCCCACGAUGUGCUCGAGGUCCGAUGGGACGAAGACAAAGAUGGGAAUCGCGACACUUCAUUGGCUGGAGGUUCGGGUACUAUGGGGUAUUUUCCCGAUAGCUUUCGGAACAACGCAGGUCGCCACAGCUAUCACCUAAACAUCAAUCCGCCUCUGGAUUGGGACCCCACAGUCACGGUGGCCCAUGAGUUCGGGCAUAUAUUUGGCCUGGAGCAUGAGCAUCAGCGAGCAGAUCGUGAUCACUAUGUCCACUUCGAGUGCAAGAACUUGAGAGACUGGGAGUUCUUCAAGAAGAGGAUUGAAGACUAUCCUGGGUACGGCCCCCCUGAGGAUGUGUGUCGAGACUGGCACAAGUCCAUGAUGUACGGUUGGAGAUCGGCCCAGCAAUUCUCCACGGACAAUGCGUAUGACCGGGACGUUGACCCUAGCGGUGAGGACCCCUUUGAGAAGGAGGCAUCAACCGAAUACGAUUACAAGUCCAUCAUGCACUACCAUUCGCGGAGUUUUGCGAAGACAACGGCGGAUUUUGAAGAGUUCACACUGUACAAGUGGAAGAAUGGCGGCAAGGAAUACGAGCCUCCUUCAAAGCCGACAAGGGACAAUGCGGAAUUUCAAGCGCAAAAUGAGGAGCCCAGCGACUUGGAUUAUGAGGGAAUCAAGAAGAUGUAUCCAUGGCGUUCCUAG
This is a messenger RNA of Trematosphaeria pertusa, 1101 nucleotides long. RefSeq lists its product as uncharacterized. Gene Ontology annotation, molecular function: metalloendopeptidase activity. Bases 1 to 1101 code for a protein of 366 amino acids. The transcript is spliced from 5 exons. Lineage: Eukaryota; Fungi; Ascomycota; Dothideomycetes; Pleosporales; Trematosphaeriaceae. Gene Ontology annotation, biological process: proteolysis. The record is from RefSeq and is a predicted model, not a curated record.